This is a messenger RNA of Microthlaspi erraticum, 777 nucleotides long. NCBI's taxonomy places the organism in Eukaryota, Viridiplantae, Streptophyta, Magnoliopsida, Brassicales, Brassicaceae. The record is from the annotation of a GenBank genome assembly.
AUGCCCCAAGUCGAUCUCGAAGCCUUUGUUUCUUCAGUAUGCGCCGACCGGAAGAUAUCAUGCGAGUCGACCCUCGCCGUCGCCGAAGACCCGGAUACCCGACCAUACUACUACAACAACAACUCUGUCGUGAGUCCGACUGAUUAUCCACCGGAAUCUUAUUCCUUGUCCAAAGAUGCUCAGCUCGAGUGGCUCAGCGACAACGCAUUCUUCGACCGUAAAGAUUCUCAGAGAGGUCACUCCGCGAAUCUCAACUCUAAUCCCAACUCCAACCCGAGCUCUCAACGGUUCUUACUAAAAUCCAAAGCGUCGAUCAUCGGUUUACCGAAGCCGCCGAAAACGUGUUUCAACGAGGCGAAGCAGCGGAGAAACUGCGGCAGAAACGACAAGAACCGGGUUAUACUGAAACGGGUCGGAUCACGAAUGAAGUCGAAUCCUAAUUCGUUGCUCGAACCUUCUUCUCCUAUAGUCUCUUGCAUCGGGAGAGUAAGAUCCAGAAGGGAACGUAGCCGCCGGAUGCGCCGUCAAAAAUCGGGUCGACCCGAGAAGGCGAACCGGGUCAAGAAACCCGGGUUUUUGGCGAGUUUCAGAGCCAUCUUCAGGAUCGGAGGCGGCUGCAAAAACGCGUCAUCGUCGAGUGGGACACACACGUCGCCGAGUAGGACACAAGACAUCAGGAGCCGGCUUCCAACGGAAAACGUUGAAGAGGUGGUGGUGGACCUGGUGGUGCCCGGUUUGGGAGAUAUGGCCCGGUUCGCUUCUGGAAGAAGAGCGUGA